This is a messenger RNA of Penicillium pulvis, 825 nucleotides long. Its product is annotated as acetate uptake transporter family protein. Gene Ontology annotation, molecular function: acetate transmembrane transporter activity. The coding region runs from base 1 to 825 and encodes 274 amino acids. Gene Ontology annotation, cellular component: plasma membrane. Lineage: Eukaryota; Fungi; Ascomycota; Eurotiomycetes; Eurotiales; Aspergillaceae. The record is from RefSeq and is a predicted model, not a curated record. The transcript has 2 exons.
AUGGUCGAAAAUCAAGGUAGCUCGUCAGAAAACCACCACCCUCAUGAAGAUAGGAUAUACAGCAUGUCCGGCCAUACCGCGGACUUGGACAAUCCACCGGUGAAUGGAGCAGUGAAAAAUGUUCAUCCAGCUGCUGCGACUCGGCAGGGCGCAAUGGUAUCGCAAGUCCUUCAGCCUCAGUACACGAAGCUAGCAAAUCCUGGUCCACUGGGCUUGCUUGCUUUUGCCAUCACAACCUUUGUCGUCGGUUUAUAUGAAUGCGGGGCCGGGCUACCAAACGAGAAUCCCGAAGGAAAAACUGGCCCGAACCAGGCUGCAUUCGGUCUCAUCACUUUCAUGGGGGGCACUGCUCAGUUCAUCGCUGGAAUCAUGGAGUUUCGAGUCGGCAAUACAUUUGGCACAACGGUGCACUGUUCAUAUGGGGCAUUCUGGCUUAGCUACGCAAUGUAUUUGCUUCCAUACCUGGGCAUUCAAUCGGCCUAUGGUGGCGAGACGACGCGUUCAUACACCUUUGCUGUCGGAAUCUAUCUAAUCCUGUGGGGUUUUCUGACCCUGAUAUUUCUGAUUGCAGCGCUUCGUACGAACAUAGCAAUCCUGCUGGUGUUUUUCUUUCUUGUUCUUGCGUAUCUAUUCCUCAGCAUCGCAAACUUCAUCUCUACUGAGCAUCCUGUUCCCAGCGUUCGGGCGAACAAGGCAGGUGGAGCAUUUGCUGUUAUUUGCGCAUUUUGUGCCUUCUACGCUGGAGCGUCUGGCCUCAUGAUGCCUCAAACAACUUGGGUACGCUUCCCACUCGGUGAAAUCCCCAUUCCGGAAACCAUAGCUUGA